CAGGGUCACUACAUCCACGUUCCGUAACAGCAGCACUAUGGCAGAACAGGAAGUGCCCACACCCCUGAAAUCUCUAAACUCGAAUGAUCCAACAUUUAUCUCCUUUGUUAACAAAUCCAGUCGGAAUGCCAAAGCAUGGUGGCUAAACUUCUCGGGAAAACCCGUAUCUUACGGCGACAUAAAACCGGGGAAAACGCUCAAGAUGAACACAUACCUGACUCAUCCGUGGAUCUUCAGAGCAUCUGACGGAGCUAAACUGCUGGCUAACCUCAGUGAAGUUUACUUUCCAACUCAAGCGCAGUAUGAGUACGGAUACCCGCUAUACAAGUCUGUGUGUGUGACUGCACCAGUGUACUCAUUACAAGAAUAUUGUGCACGGUUGAUCCGGAGUAUGGUGAGAAAAGAAGACAUCUGCAAGCUGGAAAUCCCCAACAGUUUGAGAAAAGACAUAAGUCGUGAACCCGAUCUACUGAGAGACAUUGAGAUUUUAUCUGCUAAAAUGUCAGUAAAUGGUGCAGUCUGAUCCAUUUCCCUCCUCCCGGUCAACUAGAGAGCAGAAAUCAUUUAUGACAUCAGAUGUUCAAAGUAUGCAGAAGCUCAUGGUUUCACUUUCUUUGAACAUGUGGGCAAGUUGUUAUUCUAUGCAAAGACAGGGCAUCAGCACUUUCAAUUAGAGCAAUGUAAUAUUGGGUUCUACCUAUUAAACAACUGAAAAAUCACGGGUAUGUUGUGGCAAAUAAAUACACAAAUACCCCUUACAUAAAAUAAGAUUGAAUUAUUCGAGUGCUUUUGGAGGAUAUCAUCACUGGACUUCAGCUCAACCAUUUAAAUUCAAUGAUAGUAACUAACUGUUUUAUAUGAAGACAACAUAUACAGGGUAAAAUAUUUUAUUUUUUAAUUACAACACCAAAGAACAUUAAAUUAUAAUCAAUCUCAGUUUUUUUUUUUCAUGUGACAAUUUUGCCCUUUUAAAAAUAAAUCAAGAGCAAUAUUUCUCUCUAUUAUUAUACAUAUUAUUAUGUUUUAUUAUGACUAAUAUUGCACUUUGGGUACAGGCAUACAGAGAUCCCUGAAUAAUGUUUUAUAUUUAUUGAUGCUUUUGAAACUGACUGCAUGCUGCUUUAAAAUCAUGUUUAUUUAGUGAAUAGUAUAUUGUUACACCAAAGACUGCUGCAAAUAAAAAAAAUAUAUAUUAUUUUCAAGAUGUUUUGGUUUCUUUGCAGCUCUUAUAAUGUAAUUCGGGCCUUUUAAGUAAAAGUGUCUAGUUACUUUAAAAUCAUAAACAUUCCAUUAACACAUCCAAACUAAACUAAAUAUUGCAGGCUUCUCGUAACAUUGGUUCCCAAACCAUUAAAGGGAUAGUUCACCCAAAAAUGAAAAUUCACUCACCAUCAAAUUGUUCCAAAUAUAAUGGAAGUCAAUGGGUGUCUGGUUACCAAUUUGAGGGUAAGUAAAUGAUGACAGAAUCUUCAUUUUUUGGGUGAAUUAUCACUAUAACACUGAUUUACAACACCUAAAUAAAUAUUCAAAAUUUCA
Molecule: messenger RNA, 1536 nt
Organism: Pimephales promelas (fathead minnow)
Lineage: Eukaryota; Metazoa; Chordata; Actinopteri; Cypriniformes; Leuciscidae
Gene: vhll
Product: von Hippel-Lindau tumor suppressor like
Source: RefSeq, a predicted model, not a curated record